Messenger RNA from Guillardia theta CCMP2712, 2667 nucleotides. RefSeq lists its product as hypothetical. Gene Ontology annotation, biological process: intracellular zinc ion homeostasis; zinc ion transport; transmembrane transport. The record is from RefSeq and is a predicted model, not a curated record. Gene Ontology annotation, molecular function: zinc ion transmembrane transporter activity. Bases 1 to 2667 code for a protein of 888 amino acids. Lineage: Eukaryota; Cryptophyceae; Pyrenomonadales; Geminigeraceae. Gene Ontology annotation, cellular component: Golgi apparatus; membrane. The transcript has 12 exons.
AUGCUCUUCGAGGCGCUCACCAGCCGAGCAGGAGGGAGCCGGUGGUCAUCCAACCCUCGUGCUUCCUCCGAGGGCAUCGGUGGAAUACUCCUCCUUUCCAGUCAGCAGAGCAGCAGGAGGAGCGCCAUAGGAGGAGGAGUGCUAGUCGCCUCCAAGGUGCUGCGGGCACUGGCACUUCUUGCUGCCUACCGUGCGCUGGAUGGAGGGACAACCACGAUCCUCUUUGCUGUUGCCACCCUCGCCUUCGCUUCCCUGGUGCUGCUGCUGCUGCAGCGGCCAUGGACGGGCAAGAAGCUCGUGGUGAAGCAUGUGGUCAAGAUCGUGGUUCAAAGUACGCUACUGGCCUCCUCCUUCCUCGUGUGGACGCGUGGGCUCUUCCUGUGCGGUCCCGCGACAACAGUUAUGCUGGAGUACACGGAGGUGAUCCUGCUGAGGUUGGGGAGGAAACUGUCCUCUCGAGCAAGCCGAGGAAGGUCCAAGUGGUGGUCCAUCGCUCGCUCCCUUGCCCUCUUCUUCGCUUCCUGCCUCGUGCUGCUGUGGGAGAGGAGGCAGAGCUACGCAGCUGACGACGACGUGCCGCUCAAGCAUGCGGUGAGGGGCAACAGGACGAGCUUCAUCAGUCCUCCUCAUGGUUACGACAAGGAGCAUCAUGGGACGAGAAGCCUCAGCUCGCAUGCGAAAGAGCACAAGCGCCACAAGUUCUCUCUCUCCUCUGUCCUUGCCCACGAGCUGGAAGUCUCCGGGCUCGACUCGACCAUAAACUUCGGAGAAGAGCAAGAAAAGCCCAGCGAGCUGGAAGAUGCAAGGUUGUCGGAGCCUGCCACGGAGGAUGAGGACAACAUCAGCAUCGAUAUCGACUUUGACGAUGAUUCGACACUCCCCUUCCAGUUCGCGGCGAGGUCACUCUCUGAGUUUGCAACGGGUAUCGGCAUGCACGUGCUUGCAGCGGCUCUGUCUGCUCUGAGGAAAGGGCAGCUGCACAGUGCAUCGAAGGACCUCGGAGGUCCGAAGCGUCUGUUCGCACUCGCUUGUCCUCUCUCGGCCAUCCUGUUGCUCCUCGUCAGCUUCUACUCGAAGUUGUUCCUCACUUUCGGCAUCCGAUCGCUGCAGGCUGAUCAGAGCCUCUUCCUUACUGUCAGGAUUCACUGGAGAGAACUUCUGCAGUUCUCUUGUAUGGGCCUGCUCGUCCCCUUCUACGCAGGAAAUUUUGCGGACAAGCAUCUGCCUGGCAGCGACUGCGCGCGCAUCGGACUUCUGUCUUCCGUCGCCUCUUUUCUUUUCACCUGGGCAGUUCGCAUGUCGCCCGUCGAGCUCUCGUCUGGGGUUGUUGCUCUCACCGUCUUGUUCCUCAUCCUCUCCAUCGGCGAUGACGUCGGUGACGACUCUGUUCCCCUGGGGGUCUAUAGUGUCCCCGGCUUUGCUAGCAGUGGCAUGGCGUGGUCAGUGAUCAAAAAAUACUUCCGCCAUCUCUUGUCAGACCGCGCCACCAGCUUUCUUGCUGUGCUGCUGAGCCUGGAAAUAAUACUCCUCGUCCUUGCCCUGCUCUACGGGAUAACGUCAUCGGAGUACCUCGCCAUCGCUCCCGCUAUUUCCUUAUUCUUUCGCUGUACCAUCAUCUCCAUCGGCAAUGGGAGGUAUGAAGUCGUCGCAGCAUUUUCCAACUCCAUCUUCCUCCUCAUGCGGGGCUGCCGCCUCGCCUUCUGCUUUGUUCGUCAGAUCCUCCGUCGAGCUCCUCAUAGUGUCGCACUCCACCUCUCCUAUGGCAGAGCGAUCCCUCUGGUCCUCGAGCUCCUCAUCAACCUCUUUGGUGUUUUCAACCUGUACAAGCUUGUCAACGACUCGGACAACUUCAUAAGCGCUCGAAUCAUAACAGGGAAGGGACCUAGAGGACUGAGAGGAGCGCGACCGGAGGAUGAGGCGAAGGCAAAGAGAGCGUCGGUUUUGAUGGAACUUUCAUCGCAAAGCAGCACACAGGCCUCGGUGACUCGACUUUGGAUGGCUAUCGCCUCUUUCUUUCGCAAGUAUCUGCUCCUCUCUGACAACCCUUUCCAAAACAGCAAUCUGCAGGCGCUCUAUCUCCACGUCCUCACGGACUGUCUUGAGCAUGCUGCUGCCCUUCUGUGUGUCUACUCGCCCUACAACAAGAUGAAGCUCGUCGGAUGCUACCCCGUGCUCCAGCUCCUCGUCGGUUGCAUGACGAUCGUCGCUUCCGUCCACAUCCUCUUGGUCACCGCCCGGAUCCUCCUCCAAGUUUUCCCUCCUGAGUUUCAGUCUGCCCUCCCCUACAUCAACCGCCGGGUCCUGGGCCUCCCUAACGUCACUUCAUGCAACUCGCUGCACAUCUGGCGACUUUCGUCCCAGGUGCUGGUGGGAAGCGUUCACGUUCUUGCCUGCCACAAUCCCGAUGGGGUGUGGGAAGGUGAAAGCAUCGUCAGCGCGACCACUGCCAUUCUCCGCGAGUACGGCAUCACCUACUGCUGCGUGCAGGUUCAGAGGGAUGUGAUGCAAUUCAGCCCUGCUCGCCCCCGAGCCGAAAGAGUCUUUGAGCAGAUUGCCUCAGACGAGAGGAGGGGACUACUGGGUCUAGGGCUCUCGGAGAACGGAGGUGCUGUUGCAGGAGGCAUGGAGGACAGGAGGGAGGACUCAAGCCAACCGCAUCUUCAGUGA